AAAAUGUCAUUUACACAUUUUCAUAACAGCUGUUUUUAAUUACUUUUACAUUGAUUAUAUUCUAAACAAUAAUUGAAAACAACGAUAUACAAAUCUUAAUGUGAUUUCUAACUUUUUUUUCUAUUCUCGAUAUUAUUCCAAACUUUCAGAAUGGCAUUAACGACGUCGUUAAAGUUACCUGAGAGCGUCCGCACGGCGAUGAUCAUCCCGACGUCUCCGGAAACGUACUUCAACACGCAGUGGAAAGCGAAAGCAGCUCAACUCGGUGCCUAUGAUAUGCUAUACCAUCCCCCUGACUACAACCCGAAAGCUGCCCGAUCUGAUCGCCAGGAACCUAAAAUAAUCCGCCAAAAUAUAUGGGACCAAGAGUAUCACAAAGGCAUACCGUCGACGACACACUUCGUUCACGGACGACCAAAGUGGGUCACCCCUGAUCGUCCCACGAAGGAACACGUGAGGGUUGUGGUUAAAAACGAGAAUCCUCACAUGCGUCUCUACCACGUGUUGGAAUGGGCGGCUUUAGUUAUCGACGGCAAGCCAUCACUCUGCGAUUAAAGACUUUUAUAAAGUUCACUCCGCAUCUUAGUAAAUCAAAUAAAACUUAA
Trichoplusia ni (cabbage looper) is the source of this 605-nucleotide messenger RNA. RefSeq lists its product as uncharacterized. The coding region runs from base 151 to 555 and encodes 134 amino acids. The record is from RefSeq and is a predicted model, not a curated record. The transcript has 3 exons. NCBI's taxonomy places the organism in Eukaryota, Metazoa, Arthropoda, Insecta, Lepidoptera, Noctuidae.